AUGGCAGGUGAAUUAGAUGCUGAUAGUAAUAGUAGAGCGUCAGGUAUCACCAUCCCCGCUAACGGUCAGAGACGAAGACAAUCAAUAAUGAUGCUGUCAGAAAGUGUGAAAAGUCGGAGGUCUUUGAAGAGUCAUUCGAGGGUGAUACCUGCUGCUGCCACACCACCUCUGGGAAAGAGUAUUGAAUCUAAUGCAUUGAUUGAUGUCGGAUCACCCAGUUUCAAAUCUCCAAAUUUGGAGCAUGAAGCUGAAAUAAUUCAAUCUUUGAAACAGAAUUAUUUGAGAGAUAACAUUAACAAGUCAAGCUCAUUCUCACAACUAAGCAAAAAAUCACAUUCAUCAACCUUACAAGACAGCGAUGCUCCGAGUGAGACUGCAAUAAGCAUUCCAGAGCAUGACUCUAAUCUUAAUACAGAAGGCGGUGAUAUAUUAAGAGAUUUGUAUAAGUUAUCUUCAAAUCUUGACAAUAAUGUGAAAAAAAAUAGAAACAAAUCAGCAGACGAUUUGUCAAUAUCUGGCGCUCAUAGGCGGAAAGGAUCCACUGCAAGUGCGUUAAAUGUACCAGGUGGGUUCAGAAGAGAAUAUAUAGUGCAAAAAAUACGGAAUGAGUUGCCUCGGCAAAAUUGCACUACAGACUCUGAAUCACAUCACACCACUCCAUCCUAUGGUUCAGUAACAUCAUCUAACUUAGAAGAUCAAACCAAUGUUGCAGAUAAGGUACCAUUCCUAACAAGGAACUUUUUGGAAUUCUUAUAUGUUUAUGGGCAUUUUGCAGGUGAAACUUUCAACGAUGAUUUCGCAGUAGAUGAAGAUGAUGAAUUUAAUGAAUCUGAAGUGCCUCUCCUGAAUGCCAGCGACAGAGAGCGCCUAGGUCAUAAUAAGCGAGUGAUUGCAAGACCGUCUCAAGUGAAAACUUCUACUUUCAAGGCCUUUUUGUUGAUGCUCAAAUCGUUCAUUGGUACAGGUGUUCUAUUUUUACCAAGCGCCUUUGCUAAUGGUGGGUUGAUAUUUUCAGUUUUAAUGCUUUCAUUUUUUGGUAUGUACUCAUACUGGUGUUACUACAUUCUUAUCAGAUCUAAAGUUGCAACUGGUGUUUCCUCAUUCGGUGAUAUAGGGAUCAAACUAUAUGGUCCGUGGAUGAGAUAUGCUAUUCUAGCUUCUUUAAUUUUAACACAGUUGGGCUUUUCUGCCGCAUAUGUUGUGUUCACAUGUAAGAAUUUGUUGGCAUUUUUCCAGAAUGUUUUCCAUCUUCAUUCUUUGCGUAUUGAACAUCUAUUAAUUCUACAAACAAUCAUAUUCAUUCCGUUAGCGUUUAUCAGAAAUGUUUCUAAACUUUCCUUGACAUCAUUGUUGGCCAAUUUUUUCACUAUGGCAGGCCUAAUUAUAAUUGUCUUCUUCGUUGUAAAACAUUUGGUUAUUGAUUUGGACUUAAAACCUGAAGCUGGAAUUAUUUAUGGGUUCAACUCAUCAAAAUGGUCUUUGUUCAUUGGUACUGCGAUUUUUGCAUUCGAGGGUAUUGGUCUAAUCAUUCCUGUCCAAGAUUCAAUGAGGAAACCAGAGAAGUUCCCUCUUGUGUUGGGUCUGGUCAUCUUAACUGCAACUGUGUUGUUCAUUUCUAUUGCAGCAUUGGGUUAUCUAGCAUUCGGAAGGUAUAUUGAAACAGUGAUUUUACUGAACUUGCCUCAAGACAAUAUUUUCGUGAAUUUGGUGCAAUUUUUCUAUUCUCUUGCGAUCUUGUUAUCCACUCCAUUGCAGCUAUUCCCAGCCAUUGGGAUAAUCGAAAGUAAGCUCGUUCCAAAAUUCAGGAAAACAGUUUCUCCUACUAAUAAGAACGACGUCCAAUUGAGCCCAAACUCUGGAAAGCUAGACUGGAAAGUUAAAUGGACAAAGAACUUUUUGAGAUCCAUCAUUGUGAUUUUUGUUAUUUGUCUUGCUUACUUCGGUAGCAGUAAGUUGGAUGUGUUUGUCUCCUUUAUCGGAUGUUUCGCGUGCAUACCAUUAGUAUACAUGUAUCCUCCACUGCUUCACUUGAAGAGUUGCAGUCAACCAGCAUAUAAGCAAAACCAAACAUUGAAAAACAGACUUAUGAUAACUAUGGAUUAUGGUCUUGUUAUCUUUGGUGGAGUAAGCAUGUUGUACACUUCCUAUCAAUGUAUUAUGGGCUAG
Messenger RNA from Kluyveromyces lactis, 2166 nucleotides. RefSeq names its product Avt4p (gene AVT4). The transcript has a single exon. The coding region runs from base 1 to 2166 and encodes 721 amino acids. Gene Ontology annotation, biological process: amino acid transmembrane transport. Lineage: Eukaryota; Fungi; Ascomycota; Saccharomycetes; Saccharomycetales; Saccharomycetaceae. The record is from RefSeq and is a predicted model, not a curated record. Gene Ontology annotation, molecular function: amino acid transmembrane transporter activity.